UUAGCAAUAAGCCUCCGCAACCUUCUCAGGCAACUUCCCUACCUUUCCUCAUCCAAAUCAAUCGCUUGAUCGAUGCGUAAUCCGUCUCGAGGAGGCUUUUGCGAUCAUCUUCUUUGUUUUCGUCUAUAAGCUUCUGUAAAAUUCGACUCCGGUGAGCUCGAUCCCGCGGUUUCUUCUCUUUCUUCCGGGAUCUCGUUUGUUGUCCUUGUCUUAUCCCUUUCUUUCUUUCUUUUUUUUCUGCCCUUCUGUUCUGAUUUCUUUGUUCUCCCUAAAUGCGUGGGGGAAAAAAGUCUGUUGAAUCUUAGCUUUCGACGUCGUUGCGGUUGUUUACGCGCUGUUUAUUUUGUUGGAUCUUGAACUCGCUUCGAUCUCUAUUUGCGUAACUCUCUCUCUCUCUCUCCGUCUCUCGAUUUUUAGCUGUGUUUAGGAUUUUUCUUCUUCAAUUUGGGAUAGAUGGCAGGGGAAAGUUGCAACCUUAAUAAGGAUGAAGCUGAAAUCCUCAAACCCUCUUCCCCUUCUCCGAGUUCCUCCUCGCCUCAACCACCACCGUCGCCGUCUGCCCAUUGCCUGCAGACUCUGCAAGAGCUCUCAUCUCUAAAUACACCUGAGAAUUUGGGAAACCCGGCGACCGUGGAUCUUGGUCCCAAGGAGAAGCACAGCAACAAGGCUCUGCCACCGUUUCAAUCCAUCAAACGCUGCUCGAGUUGCGACAAAAGGGUGGGACUUACUGGUUUCCGGUGCCGAUGUGGGGAUCUCUUCUGUGCCCGCCACCGUUACUCUGACACCCAUGAUUGCUCUUUUGAUUACAAGGCUGCUGGUCGAGAGCAGAUUGCAAAGGCCAACCCUCUCAUAAGAGCUGCUAAGAUUAUUAAAAUUUGAUGUUUUGUUAUCCACCAUGAUUUAUUUUGUUUGGUAGUUUAUACUUGCUGUGCCUCGCCUUUUCCAAGUCUGCUAGAUUGGAAUUAAAAUGGUAUGUUGUCGUUAACCUUGAACAGCAAUAUGCUGCAUUAUGAUUUGCUUCUACACCAUUUCGUAA
This is a messenger RNA of Zingiber officinale, 1036 nucleotides long. RefSeq names its product zinc finger AN1 domain-containing stress-associated protein 15-like. Gene Ontology annotation, biological process: protein ubiquitination. The record is from RefSeq and is a predicted model, not a curated record. The coding region runs from base 454 to 879 and encodes 141 amino acids. The transcript has a single exon. Gene Ontology annotation, molecular function: ubiquitin-protein transferase activity; zinc ion binding. Lineage: Eukaryota; Viridiplantae; Streptophyta; Magnoliopsida; Zingiberales; Zingiberaceae.